Lodderomyces elongisporus is the source of this 540-nucleotide messenger RNA. RefSeq names its product sterol transporter (gene NPC2). The record is from RefSeq and is a predicted model, not a curated record. Gene Ontology annotation, biological process: intracellular sterol transport. Gene Ontology annotation, molecular function: sterol binding. The coding region runs from base 1 to 540 and encodes 179 amino acids. NCBI's taxonomy places the organism in Eukaryota, Fungi, Ascomycota, Pichiomycetes, Serinales, Debaryomycetaceae. The transcript has a single exon.
AUGAAGUUUUUUAACAUCCUAGUAGUUGCAACUACAACUGCAUCUGCACUUUCUUUAUCAAACUACUUUGCCUCAUUCAAUCAGCAACAUCAACAGCAACAGCCAGAAAUUCUUAGCUUGGCAUCUACAAAACCCAUUCCGGGAGAUUCGCCAAUUGAGUUGUGCGAUGCUGAAAUCAAGCAUCUCGUGCAGUUUGAUUCCAUUUCAAUUACUCCAAAUCCACCAACUGCGGGUCAAAACCUUACAUUCACGGCGAGUGGGAUUGUUGAUCAAGAUAUUGUUGAUGGUGCUUAUGUCGAAGUUGACGUUAGAUACGGCUUUAUUAAGCUUAUUCACCAAACAUAUGACCUUUGUGAAGAUGCAGCACCGAAAGUUGACAUUACUUGUCCAUUGAAGAAGGGUAAACAAGUGAUUACAAAGGAUGUUGAGAUUCCUCAAGAAGUGCCACCAGGAAAGUACAUUGUGUUGGCACGUGCAUACACAAAGAAUGAUGAAUUGAUUACUUGUCUUACUGCUACAAUUGUGUUUCCGGCUGCGUGA